Molecule: messenger RNA, 2120 nt
Organism: Macaca mulatta (Rhesus monkey)
Lineage: Eukaryota; Metazoa; Chordata; Mammalia; Primates; Cercopithecidae
Source: RefSeq, a predicted model, not a curated record
CCAGGCCAGGAGCGCGAGCCUGGUGGAGGGGGAGGAGAAGGGGCGGAGCAGUCGGUGGGCGCGUCUGCUCGGGAAGCGAGCGCGACUGGACUCUUAAGUUCCCCUUUCCUCUGCAGAGGGACCGAUUAGGGAGAGAGACCAGAAAUGAGUGGAAUGCUAUCUUAAGCCAAAAAACUAUUACAAUUUUUAUUUAAUACUACUUAAAUGAAGAAAGAUAAAAAAAGAAACAAAAUUCAAAUUGAUAAUUAUCCCAUUCAGACAUUAGUAAAUAUGUCGCUCAAUCCAAGUCGACCUUCCUCAUCAGAGUUGGUGGAACUUCAUGUUUUUUAUGUCCCUGAAGGAUCAUGGAACUAUAAGCUAAAUACCAUUUCAACAGAAGUUGUUAACAAAUUCAUUUCAGCUGGAUUUCUAAGAGUAUCUCCUCAACUUACUUUACGAGCCCUGAGGGAGCGUCUUGGUGAAUUCCUGGGUGAAGAUGCUAUUGCAGAAAAAUUUUUAUUUCUGAAAUGCAUUGGAAAUAAUUUAGCUGUGGUGAAGGAAAAGCAAGAAUCAGAACUGAAACUCAAAUCAUUUGCUCCUCCAUAUGCUCUUCAACCAGAAUUAUAUUUGCUUCCUAUAAUGGACCAUUUAGGAAAUGUUUAUUCACCAUCAUCAACAGUUAUUCUAGAUGAGCGGCAGACUAAUAAUGGUGCUAAUGAGGCUGAUGGAACAAUCCACAGACCAAUUAGUGUAACUUUAUUCAAGGAGGAACUUGGAAGAGAUCCCAGUUUGUUAGAAAACACUUUGAAAGAGCUUCCUAACAAGAAUCAGGAAGAAGCUGGGGGAAAAGCCACUGCGGAAAAAAGCCAGAUUGCAAAAAAUCAAAUUAGAAAUUCUGAGUUGCCAAGAUCAUUGGAAGAUUCAAAUAAUGAUUGCUUUGGCACCAAAAAAAGUCAGUGUCUUUGGGAAAAUGAAGAUGAUACAGCUAUCAGUAGAAGACAGGACAAUCAGAUAGGUGAAAAAGAGUACAUCACCCUACCAGAUCACCCUUCACUUCAUUGUCAACCUGUUCUUUCUUCAAGAAUAAUUGAUAUCUCUUUAUUACCAACUGAAAGAGAGAAGAUUAUCAAACAAAUGAAACAAGUAAAGGAAGAAAGAAGGUAUCUGGAAAGAAAUAGAGAAGAACUAGCAAAAACAGUUGAAAAGCUAUUUGAACAAAGCAAAUUAAAACGAUAUCAUGCCUAUGACGGUUGGAAGAAAAAAUACUUGGAAACAAAGAAAGUCACAGCAUCAGUGGAGGAGGUUUUAACAAAACUUCGAGAAGAUUUGGAACUCUACUAUAAAAAAUUGCUCAUGCAACUUGAAGCCAGGGAGAUCAAGAUGAGACCAAAGAAUCUGGCAAACAUCACAGACUCCAAGAAUUAUCUGAUAAUCCAGAUCACUGAGGUACAGCAUGCAAUUGACCAACUUAAGAGAAAACUGGAUACUGACAAAAUGAAACUCACAGUAGAAGUUAAGAUGAGAAAACAAGCACUUUCAGAUUUACGAACAUUGAAAACUGAACUGGCACAGAAAAAAAAAAUAAUACAUCUCUACAAUCUCAAUUAGAGUGCCUCGGCAGAGGCACAGCAGGGGAAUGAAAGGAGCUUGCCUUAGGAGACAGAACUGGUUUGAACACUCGCCUGCCUACGCAGGCACUUACAGGCUGUGAGGCCUGUGAGGAGUUACUCAACUUCUCUGAGCCCGAGCUUCCUCAUCUAUAAAUUGAAGGAUCCGUAAACAGGAAGGCCCUCAUCGAGUGGUCAAAGUUGGUUUCGGCGCCCACGGCACCUCUCCUUAAGGCUCGGUUCUACUCUAACUUCUCUUCGUGCCCUGAGGCCCAGACCUAGAGGAGCAGAAGAAGGCGCUGACCUCGAAAUCUGGAUGGUGGUGAAUCGGACGGCAGAGCUCGGGCUCCGGGCAUGGGCAGUCGGUCCCGGCCGCGAGCGACAGCGCCAUCAGCGCCAGCAGCGCUAGACCCCGGAUGCCGCGCGGCGGGUUAGAGAGGAGGCGCCAAGGUCGAAGCUGCAGUCGGGACAUGGCAGCAGGUCAAUGGGGCCGCAGUGUGUUCCUACCGCCUGGGUGGGCGGGGCCUGCUGCGC